GCAUAUCUCAUUCCAAGAAACAUCAUGGCUGAGCCGGACUACAUAGAAGAUGAGGAUCCUGAACUAAUUAGGCCUCAGAAACUGAUCAAUCCUGCCAAAACCUCCAGGAACCAUCAGGAUCUUCACAGAGAGCUUAUGAAUCAAAAAAGGGGUCUUGCACCUCAGAAUAAACUAGAAUUGCAGAAGGCGAUGGAAAAGAGAAAAGGCAAAGUAAUAAAGCAGAAGGAGGAAGAAGCACAAAAGAAGAAAUCUGAAUCUGACUUGGAACUAUUGAAAUGGCAGCAGAAGCCAGAGCAGCUUGAACUUGAGAAGCAGAAACUCCAAAAAGAGCAAGAGAACGUACCAGAGUUUGUGAAGGUGAAAGGUAAUCUCAGGAGAACAGGCCAAGAAGUCACCCAAGCCCAGGAGUCCUAGGCGGAGGCGCACCAAGAGCCGUGUCCUGCCCUCCGUCACCGCACAGAGCCAUGUCUG
This is a messenger RNA of Nycticebus coucang (slow loris), 471 nucleotides long. RefSeq names its product protein FAM107B-like. The coding region runs from base 25 to 414 and encodes 129 amino acids. Lineage: Eukaryota; Metazoa; Chordata; Mammalia; Primates; Lorisidae. The record is from RefSeq and is a predicted model, not a curated record. The transcript has 2 exons.